Leptinotarsa decemlineata (Colorado potato beetle) is the source of this 1919-nucleotide messenger RNA. It is a transcript of the gene sad, whose product is annotated as Cytochrome P450 family protein sad. Gene Ontology annotation, molecular function: heme binding; iron ion binding; oxidoreductase activity, acting on paired donors, with incorporation or reduction of molecular oxygen. The record is from RefSeq and is a predicted model, not a curated record. Lineage: Eukaryota; Metazoa; Arthropoda; Insecta; Coleoptera; Chrysomelidae.
UCGACUUUUUAUAAUUUGAACAGCGCGCAUGAACAAACAAAAGUCGGGACUAAUUAAACACUACAAAUAGUAUAAGUUCAUAAUACCCGAGCACGAUGAGGUUGCAUGACCUCGGAAACAGUACCCAACAGUAAUAUUUCAAACAUCUCCUAGUCCCCUGUCUAGUUCGCUAGCACCCUGUUAGCCCUUUCAGUACCUACUUUAACGAAUGCAUCCCGUUAGAAAGUGAUCGAUCGCCUGUGACCGAAGAAUAUUCCACAUAACUGAAAAAGAUGUUAAGCCGACAGGUUAGACCAUUCUUCUGUAAGUUUCGAGUCAGAUGUGCUAGUUCUAGUGGUGCGUUGGAAUUCGAAGAUAUUCCGUCUCCGAAACGGCUGCCCUUAAUCGGAACAACCCUUUCUUUGCUGGCUGCAGGGGGUGCGAAAAAUCUCCACAAGUACGUCGAUAGGAGGCACAAAGAACUCGGGUUGAUUUUUAAGGAUAAUGUCGGACCCGUUUCUUGUGUUUUUCUGGCAGAUCCGGAAGGGAUGAGGCAUGUUUUUUCAAAAGAAGGAAAAUAUCCGGUUCACAUAAAACCGGAAUCUUGGCUUCUAUACAACGAGAAACACGGCUACACCAGAGGCCUCUUCUUCAUGGACGGCGAAGAAUGGCUAAAGUUCAGAAGAAUCAUGAACAGCUUGUUGCUGAAGGGUAGCCUCUCUUGGCUAGAAGAAUCUUGCGAUGCGGCUGGUGAAGUACUUGUCAAGAAACUCGAAGGGUUCAAGAACAUCGAGGUACCUAACUUGGAACAAGAAAUGUACAAAUGGUCCAUGGACGUGAUAGUAUCGGUAUUAGUAGGCAAGAGGACUUACGCUUCGCACCAAGAGGAAUUGGACGUCCUGGUAUACGAGUUAGCUGGGAAGGUUUCUAAGAUAUUCGAAACUACGAGUAAGCUCCAGCUGAUAUCUGCGAAACUCGCUCAGAAAUAUCAGCUGGGCUACUGGAAACGAUUCGAAAAUUCGGUAAAGGAGGGCUUGGAUUCUGCCUAUAGUAUAGUGAAUCACAUUACCGCUAACUACAAAGACUCAGAUGGCUUGAUGGCUAAAAUGCUCAGCGAAAAUAUCAAGAGUGAUGACUUGAAUCGGAUUAUUGUAGAUCUGAUAUUGGGAGCUGGAGAUACUACGGCGUAUACCAUGAUUUGGAUUCUGUACAUUCUAUCUAAGAAUCCGAAUGUGCAGAAGGAACUUCGUAACCAAUUACUCCAGAACAAGAAAACCCCAUUCUUGAAAAACGUAGUGAAAGAAACCCUGAGGCUUUAUCCUGUUGCCCCAUUCAUUACAAGGUUUCUUCCCGAAAGUGUCACGUUGUGUAACUACCGUAUACCGGCCAACACCUUAGUAGUGAUGUCGAUCUACACCAGUGGAAGAAAUGAAAAAUAUUUCAUUGAACCGGAACUAUUUCAACCUAAUCGGUGGCUUAGAAAUAAUCAUGAGAUGAAUAUGGCACUCCAGCAAGCAAGCCUACCUUUUGGAAUUGGGUCAAGAUCGUGCAUCGGUAGGAAAAUUGCAGAGCACCAGCUUCAUGGAACCCUUGCCAAAAUUGUGGAUAGGUUUCAGGUUGAAAUGUGCAAUAGAGAGGAGGUGCAUGAUAUUUUGCAGAUGAUUAUCAAGCCAUCACAGAAUAUGCGAUUUAAAUUCAAUAGAAUUCAAGACUGAACUGAAUAACUGAAAGUUCAACAGUGACUGUGGGGUUAGUUUAAAUUUUGUUAUCUAUGAACUGAAAGUAGUUCAAGAGCACUUCAGGGAAAAUUGGGUUCUCAAUAUGAAGAAUGUCAUCCCUGGACAUCCCAGACAUGUUGAUAUUGAUAGAAAAGGUACACAUUUUGCAUCUGUCUGUUUUAAGUCAUGCAUAUUCAACCCUUUGACGUGACGUGACGUGAC